Molecule: messenger RNA, 1596 nt
Organism: Nymphaea colorata (pocket water lily)
Lineage: Eukaryota; Viridiplantae; Streptophyta; Magnoliopsida; Nymphaeales; Nymphaeaceae
Exons: 10
Coding region: 169-1458 (429 amino acids)
Biological process (GO): post-translational protein targeting to endoplasmic reticulum membrane
Cellular component (GO): TRC complex; membrane
Molecular function (GO): protein binding; molecular adaptor activity
Source: RefSeq, a predicted model, not a curated record
CGAACCGGGACGGCCAUUGCCGCUCCACUCUUGGAUUCGGACUGCGGCGAGAGACCCGCCAGUGCCACGUGCCUCCGAGUCCGACGGCCUCAUAUCUGUCUCGGUCAUCGUCAGAAGGGAGAAUACCAGAGCGGCCGUCCUCAACAUUUCCCUCUCCUCCUCCUCUUGAUGGCGAAAUUAAAAACAGAUUCUCCCCUUUGCCGGCGAAUUGUUCUGUCCUUCUUGGAUUUUCUCAACUCAGUUGAGCCAGCUCCAGGAGUUGAUAUUGAGGGUUUUGAAGUUGUUAGAGACUGUUUGGAAGAUAUUUUUGGACUUGAUGCACUGGCUGUAGAUGGUCCUCCCAAUCCUAAUUUGUUGGUUGACUAUUUCAAUUCGUUGGAGCGAAAGAAGCAAGAAAUAGAUUUUCAGAAUGUUGUAAUGACAUCAGAUGCUGCUACUACUAGCUCAAGUCAAAAUACAUCUGCAGUGAAACAUAUGGAUGCAGGAGCAUCACAGAGUGAGGGUUCCCCUUCUGAUGCGAAAAAUGCAGAUAAUGGCAGAGGUGUUUCGAAAGAUGAGCUCUUUGACCACUUUCUUGGUGAGCUUAGGAGAAUUCACUACCUUGGUGGCACGCCUCAUGGGGAUGAUCAUGAUCAAAUAGUUAAAGCAAAAGAGGCUUUUGAUGAUGCGAUGAAGGAGAUGGAGAACUCUAGCUGCCAAAAGCUUAACCCUAAGAACCUAGCAGAAGCACUAAAAUCACUAGGUAAUCAUGCAAUGCGAUCAAAAUUGUACUCAGAUGCAAUUGACUUGUAUACAUUUGCCAUUGCACUUUGUGAGGACAAUGCUGUAUAUUAUUGCAACAGGGCGGCUGCAUACACGCAGAUUCAAAAGUAUCUCGAGGCCAUUGAUGACUGUGAGAAAUCAAUCUAUAUUGAUCCAAACUACAGCAAGGCAUAUAGCCGACUUGGUCUUGCACACUAUGCACAAGGAAAUUAUAAUGAUGCAAUUUCUCAAGGGUUUUUGAAAGCUCUACAACUCGAUCCUACCAGCAGUUCCAUUCAGGACAACAUUAGGGUGGCAGAACAAAAACUGAAGGAAGAGCUUGAAAGAAAUGCAAGCAAUCAGAAUGAUGCAGUACAUGGAAACCAAGAGUCCAGCAGUCAGUCAUCAAGUUCAAGGAGGCCGACUGCACCCUUCACUUCAGUCCCAUUUGAUGCUUCUCUUCCAUCUGAUUUUGCUAACAUCUUUAUGAAUAUGGCUACAAAUGCAUUUCAAGGCCAACACACUGAUGAUCGGAGUAAUGAAGCUGGCAAUCCUGAUGGGACAGGCAAUCCGGAGAUAAGAAUUGGUGGAAACAUAAGCUUGAAUUUUGAGGGACCAGAACAGGUAGCUGGUUCUUUGAGAUCUUUGAUGGAGAUGCUUUCUGCUGCUAAUCAAACUCGAGGAGACAGUGCACAGCAAACUUCAGAACGAAAUUAAUUUUGCUUCCCUGCACAGUCCACCUGUUACAUGCUUCUCAGUUCCUUCUUACUAGGGAAACACUUUUGUAAAAUGGAUGACAUGCUUCACUCAUUGGUAAUAUUUUAAUUUUUAUAAUCAUUAGAACAUUCUAACUUA